Molecule: messenger RNA, 899 nt
Organism: Poecilia latipinna (sailfin molly)
Lineage: Eukaryota; Metazoa; Chordata; Actinopteri; Cyprinodontiformes; Poeciliidae
Product: very-long-chain (3R)-3-hydroxyacyl-CoA dehydratase 2-like
Exons: 2
Coding region: 36-269 (77 amino acids)
Biological process (GO): sphingolipid biosynthetic process; very long-chain fatty acid biosynthetic process; fatty acid elongation
Cellular component (GO): endoplasmic reticulum membrane
Molecular function (GO): 3-hydroxyacyl-CoA dehydratase activity
Source: RefSeq, a predicted model, not a curated record
CCUGCAGGUACACCUUCUUCAUCGUUCUGUAUCCGAUGGGAGUGAGCGGAGAACUGCUGACCAUCUACGCAGCUCUGCCGUACGUGCAGAAGACGGGCCUGUACUCCGUCACCCUCCCCAACAAGUACAACUUCUCCUUCGACUACUACAGCUUCCUCAUCCUCGUCAUGAUCUCCUACAUUCCCCUCUUUCCCCAGCUGUACUUCCACAUGAUGCGGCAGAGGAAGAAGGUGCUGGGCCACACAGACGACUACAGCAAAGUGGAGUGAGCUGUGCGGCGCUCAGAACGGCUCACAUGAGAGGAAAGCAACCAAAACAUCCCAUAAAGAACAAAUCAGUAUUUUUAGUUUUCAAACUGCCAAAACCGAACCCUCCCCUCCCCCCGCCCCGUAGAUCAUCCUAUCAUCCACACACUUCAUUUUAAUAAUUUAAAUUUUUACAGCAAUCUAAGUACGUCAUACAGACAUUAUGGAUAAACUUUUGUUUUUGUUUUUUUUUUUGCAUAUUUAUGAACAAAUUGUGAUUACAUUGAAGUUUAAAGAAACGAUGAGCUGCUCUGUGAGCAUCGAGCAGAGCUUGGACAAAGCUAAUCUGAACAGAAUGAUACACUAAUCGACCUUUGACCUCCUAAUAAACAACACCGAAGUGGAGAGUUGACUCGGAUCCUCACCUCCCACUGACUUUUGUUUAUUCAUUUAUUGUCUUUGAUCCCCUCGUGGUUUGCUUUAGGCUACUGUAAUGUAGAAAGAAUGAGUUGGAGCCUAGCACUGAGAGUUGGUGUCUGUAGGUUUUGCAUCCUUUGUACAAAUUGAUUUGAUGAUUUCCAUUUUGUGUAAUUUAUUGAAAAAUUUGACUACAUUCCACAUUUAGCUCAAUAAACUUUUUUGUUUUCCAUCCCA